This is a messenger RNA of Pantherophis guttatus, 4985 nucleotides long. RefSeq names its product cell division cycle 5 like (gene CDC5L). NCBI's taxonomy places the organism in Eukaryota, Metazoa, Chordata, Lepidosauria, Squamata, Colubridae. Gene Ontology annotation, cellular component: spliceosomal complex; Prp19 complex. Gene Ontology annotation, biological process: regulation of transcription by RNA polymerase II; mRNA splicing, via spliceosome. The record is from RefSeq and is a predicted model, not a curated record. Gene Ontology annotation, molecular function: RNA polymerase II transcription regulatory region sequence-specific DNA binding; DNA-binding transcription factor activity, RNA polymerase II-specific.
UCUCUUGGCGAGAGUGCGCCUGUGCAAGUCGUCCAAGCGCCUCUCGAGUCGUUGAGGGGGCUGUUUUGCUUGUUCCGCCGUUAUUGUUUGUCUCCCUUUGUGGGGCUUUACUCUCCCACCGUCAAGAUGCCGCGGAUCAUGAUAAAAGGGGGCGUGUGGCGGAAUACAGAGGAUGAAAUUCUUAAAGCAGCUGUAAUGAAAUAUGGCAAAAACCAGUGGUCUCGUAUUGCCUCUUUGUUGCACAGAAAAUCAGCAAAACAAUGCAAAGCCAGAUGGUAUGAAUGGCUAGACCCAAGUAUUAAGAAGACAGAAUGGUCACGAGAGGAAGAAGAGAAAUUGCUCCAUUUGGCCAAACUUAUGCCAACUCAGUGGAGAACUAUUGCACCAAUUAUUGGACGAACAGCUGCCCAGUGUUUGGAGCAUUAUGAAUUUUUAUUAGAUAAAGCUGCUCAAAGGGACAAUGAGGAAGAAACUGCUGAUGAUCCUAGAAAACUUAAACCUGGAGAAAUUGAUCCAAACCCAGAAACUAAGCCAGCCAGACCAGAUCCUAUUGAUAUGGAUGAGGAUGAACUUGAGAUGCUUUCUGAAGCUAGAGCUCGUUUGGCUAACACUCAGGGAAAGAAAGCCAAAAGGAAAGCAAGAGAGAAGCAGUUGGAAGAAGCCAGGCGUCUUGCUGCUCUACAAAAAAGGAGAGAACUCCGAGCUGCAGGAAUUGAGAUCCAGAAAAAAAGGAAAAAGAAAAGAGGAGUAGAUUACAAUGCUGAAAUCCCAUUUGAAAAGAAACCUGCUCCUGGUUUUUACGAUACAUCAGAAGAAAACUAUCAGGCACUGGAUGCAGAUUUUAGGAAACUAAGACAACAAGAUUUGGAUGGGGAACUGAGAUCGGAAAAAGAAGGAAGAGAGCGAAAAAAAGAUAAGCAACAGCUGAAACGGAAAAAAGAAUCUGAUUUACCGUCAGCAAUUCUUCAGACUAGUGGUGUUUCAGAAUUUACUAAAAAAAGAAGUAAACUGGUGCUUCCAGCUCCUCAGAUUUCAGAUACAGAACUUGAGGAAGUAGUUAAAGUUGGUCAAGCAAGUGAGAUUGCCCGUCAAACAGCAGAAGAAUCUGGAAUUACAAAUUCUGCUUCCAGCACGCUCUUAUCAGAAUACAAUGUAACCAACAACAGUAUUGCCCUUCGAACACCUAAAACACCUGCUGCACAGGACAGGAUCCUACAGGAAGCUCAGAAUUUAAUGGCACUUACAAAUGUUGAUACUCCCUUGAAAGGAGGUCUUAAUACACCCUUACAUGAAAGUGAUUUCUCUGGAAUAACACCUCAGAGACAAGUUGUUCAGACACCAAAUACUGUGCUUUCCACUCCCUUCAGGACUCCUACUCAUGGAGCUGAAAGUCUGACUCCUCAUAGUGGAAUGACUCCCAAGCCAGUGAUAGGAGUGACACCAGGCAGAACUCCACUGCGUGAUAAGCUAAAUAUUAAUCCUGAGGAGGGGAUGGCAGAUUAUAGUGAUCCAUCCUAUACAAAACAUAUGGAAAGAGAAUCCCGUGAAAAUUUGCGCCUAGGAUUGAUGGGUCUUCCUGCUCCAAAGAACGACUUUGAAAUUGUUCUACCAGAAAAUGCAGAGAAGGAGCUUGACGAUCAUAAUGCAGAUGAUACAUACAUAGAAGAUGCAGCUGAUGCAGAUGCUCGCAAACAGUCCAUUCGAGAAAUGGAGCGCCUAAAGGCUUUAAAGCGAAUGCACAAAGCUGUUCAGAAAGAUCUACCAAGACCUUCUGAAGUAAAUGAAACAAUUCUGAGACCUUUAAAUGUAGAGCCACCUCUAACCGAUUUACAGAAGAGUGAAGAACUGAUUAAGAAAGAGAUGAUCACUAUGCUUCACUUUGAUCUUGUGCAUCAUCCUUAUGGGGAGGUCCCUGGCAGCAAGAAGACGAAAGUUCCAGGACUGGGAACCAGUAGCACAGAACAUAUAGCAUAUCUUGAACACAAUCCGUAUGAAAAGUUUUCAAAAGAAGAGCUCAAGAAGGCUGAAGACUUUCUGUCCCAAGAGAUGGAAGUUGUGAAGCAAGGGAUGAGCCAUGGAGAGCUUUCAAGUGAAGCUUAUAAUCAGGUGUGGGAAGAAUGUUACAGCCAGGUACUGUUCCUUCCCGGGCAGAGUCGCUACACACGAGCCAAUUUGGCCAGUAAAAAGGACAGGAUUGAAUCACUUGAGAAGAGAUUAGAGAUUAACCGAGGUCACAUGACUACUGAAGCUAAGAGAGCUGCCAAGAUGGAAAAAAAGCUAAAGAUAUUGCUUGGUGGUUAUCAGUCUCGAGCCAUGGGACUCAUAAAGCAAUUAAAUGACUUGUGGGAUCAGAUUGAACAAGCUCAUCUUGAACUGUGCACAUUUGAAGAAUUAAAGAAGCAUGAAGAUGCAGCUAUUCCAAGGCGACUGGAGUGCCUAAAAGAAGAUGUUCAACGGCAACAAGAAAGAGAAAAAGAACUUCAGCAGAGAUUUGCAGAAUUCAUGCUGGAUAAGGAAACAUUUCAGUCAAAAUAUUAAGCCUCCUAUUUUGCUUUUACUGUGACACCAUUGUUUGUAACAUUUUUCAGAUGCAGCUGAUAAAUUAUGAUACUUCUCUCCCAUCAAAAUUAAGCACAAGCAAAUGUGCUAAUAAAUUUAUAUUGUAUUUUAAGAAGAUGCUUUGUACCACAUGGUCAUGUACCUUUUCCUUUGGAAGAAAGAAGCAGAAAUGAAAUCCAUAUAUCCUGAUCUAACAAGCAUAAUUUGCAUGCUGUAAAAAUGCUAUACAGGGUAAACAUUCCACAUCCACCUUUUAAUUCAUCACACAAUUAUUUUGUUCAAGUUACUGUUUUCUUGUCCUUUUAGAAUUUCACCUGAGAUCAAGGAAAAGUAUAUAUUUAAAACAGUCUUUGUGCUACUAAUUACUGUGAAUCUGGAAUGUAAAGCAGUGUAUUAAAGUGUAUUUGUGUCUAACGACUUGAAAUUUGUUUGCAAAUUAAAACUAAAUUUAAUUUUAAAUUGAAACUAGGUAAUAGCAUUUAUUAUGAUCAUUCAUAUAAUGUUCAUAUGAUUAUUAUGGAGUUUAUGUAUUUCAGAUUUCAUUUUGUGGAUAUUUUGUUAAUUAUAAAAUAAAAAUUACAAGUUCAUGAAACUUGAUGUGUAUGGCAUGAGGGUUGACGGAGAAUAUCUGGUGAAGAUUACCUCAGGUGUCAAACAUGGAACUUGUUUGGUAGAUAAGACUCUGUCUCUCCCUUCCUGCCCCCCUCAGAAUAUCUAGGAGCUGCUGUUGCUGAUGAUGAUCUCUAGCUGUUGGUGCUUUUAGGGUCUAGUUGCCUGGAAGCAGCUUGUCUGCAGCUAGGAAACUACUUGAAUAUCUCCACAACAUUUCAUGAGUUGGCCUUCUUGAGAUGGACUCCCCGGCAUAGCCCAUUCUCGCUUUAAGAAGGGCCCAAACUUGAGUUUUGUAGUCCCUCCCUCCCUCCCUGUCUGUUCCCACUGCCUUUGUGUCACCCCCUCUUUCUUACUUGAUCUCUUAUCACCACCCCCUGUUGUUUGGUUCUUUCCCCUCCCCAGUCUCUUGCCAGUUUCUUCCAUCCCAGUGCCUCAUAUUUUCUACCAUGCACUCCUUGUCAUAAAGCUUGCAAUAAUCCACUCCAAAGACUUAACAAUAGCUAUUUCUAAAGCAAAGCCCUCUUGUGUGAGAUAAAUUGUAAAUGAAAGGACGUAGCAUCAAAGUAGAGUGAUACUCAACUUUCAUUCAUUCCAAAGGGACUUAAGGCAGAAAUUCCUGAAUAAUUCUGCCAAAAAGCACUUGAGCUUCUAAAUUCCUGUUAAAUUUCAGUAAAGUUAUGUUUAAGUGCCAAACAUUUCUCUUUCCAUUUUUUAAAUUGAGAAUAGCAAAGGAAUAGAAAUACAACCAAGAAUAAAAGUGAAAAACAUACUGAUAGUUUUGGAUCCUGAAGAGGAAUUCUGUUAAUCUCUCAAAUUAUUCCUGUUAGUGGCUCAGCAAAGGAACUAUUGGAAUGAAAAUGGUUUGGUUUGGUUUGAUUUGAAUAUAGAGCACUUGUUUGUUGAGAGGAGAUAAUAUCGGAUAUAGUAGUAAUUUUGCAUCCAACCAAGCUUGGGGUUUAUAAGUGACUAAAUAUAGAAGUCAUUGCAGAAACAAUUAUUUCUGAUGAAUUUUUAGAACUGAAAAUGCCUACAAAAAUGAAAAUAUAAAUAUUUAUUUCUCUGUAAUUAGAUAUAUUUACCGUGUUUCCCCGAAAAUAAGACCCUGUCUUAUAUUUUUUUGAACCCUUAAGCCAUGCACUCAAAAGCCCAAUUGAACUUAUUAUCAAUAAUCAAUAAUGUCUUAUUUUGGGGAAAACGGUAAGUGAAGGCACUAAGCCUUGGUGGCAGAAGCGGACUAAACUGCUGUUAAAGUAGCACUUAGCUGCCAGCUGCCUGCAAUUACUGCGAGUUCAAUUCUCACCAGGUUCAAGGUUGAUUUCAGCCUUCCAUCCUUCCGAGGUAGGUAAAAUGAGGACCCAGUUUGUGGGGACAAUAAGCUGACUUUGUAUAAAAUAGAACACCAAAAAGUUCUACUAAGCAGAUAUAUACAAAAGUAUGAAGACUAUUGCUUAAUGCAUUGUAAGCCACCCUGAGUCUCCAGAGUAGGGUGGCAUAUAAAUUGAACUAAUUAAUUAAUAAAUAAAUAAGCAAGCAAGUUCUCAUCAAAAUAUCCCCUUCUAACUUUACAAUUCUAUAAACCUUUCCAUUUAUAGAUAGAUAUUCCUUAUGGGUAUCUUUAUGGUAAAUACAGUGAGACCAUCUUCAAUCAUAACUACAUUGAAUGUUAUUCUCUGCACAUUGUAAAAUUUUUAAAGAAAACUUUCUUAGUUGCUUAAGAAAGCCAUAAUUUCAUCUGAAUUAACUAGUGAUUUUUUUAAAAAAAAUGCAUUACUGAAAGAAAUUGAACUUUUCUGCAAUAAAGCAACAUGAAUGAG